CCGCCGGUGCCAGAACCGAUGCCCGGAGCGGCAACCGCAGGUGAAAUUACUGCCCCGCCGCGAGUCCUGUGACCGACUGGCUGGAGCGAGCCCCACACUCCCGCUCCCCCCUAUAACUGCAGCUGCGCAGCCGGGCCAGACGCGCCGGCGCGCACGGACCAUCCAUCCCGGUCCCUCGCCGCGCCGCGCACAUCAUAACGUGCUCCGCGCCCACCGCCUGAUCCCCGGACGCCGCGCGGGGCGAGUCGGUCGCGGGUGCGUGCGUGCCUGGCCGCCUUGGGCUCGGGGCGAUUUCUGGGGUCGGCUUUGCAGGUGUCCCUCCUCCUCGCGACAGAUCGAAACCCCCAGCCCCCCCCCCCCCACUCGUCCGUCUGCCGGCCCGCCCCUCCCUCCCCGAUUCCUCGUCUCGAUCCCGUCCGCCUCCGCCCCCAAACCCAAAGCCCCGUACCUUUCCUCCCGUUUCCCCACGCGCUCCGCUCCCAGAACCCAAAAGUCGCUUUUCGGGUUGCUCGCUAGGGUUUUUUUUUUCCUGGCCAUGUCGCACCCGCUUGUCCCCGCCUGACUCGACUCGAUCGCCUGCUGCGGCAGCCUGCGUAGCCGGUUUCCGAGUUCCAACCCAAUGGAGGAAGACGAGCAAGCGCAGCCGGAGGGGGAGACGGAGGAGGUGGAGCCGCCUCGGUGCAGGAGGCACCCAUCCCAGCUCCUCACCGGCAUCUGCCCCUCCUGCCUCAUGGAGCGCCUCUCCUCCGUCCGCGACCGCCCCGAGGCCGAGAUCGUCGAGGUCGGCCCCGCGGAACCCGGCGAGGGCUCGGGCGCGGACCCGAGCAAGCUGCGGAAGACGCUCAUGCUGCUCUUCCAGCUCGACGACUCCAGCGGCGGCAGCGAUGUCGCACAUCCGUCAAAAGGGAAAGGCCCCCCAGUAGCGGAAUUGGAGGUGGACUCUGGAGCAGGAGGAGAUCGAGGGGGCAAGUGGAAGGGCGGCUCGUGGCUCAGGUCGAUUUUUCCGAGGAGAGGGAUGCGGUGGAGGAGGAACGGAGGCUCUUGGAAGGAGCCGUCGGUGGAUCCGAACGGCGGCGGUGGUGAUGCGCAGGUGGAGCGGAAGCCGAGCUUCCGGCGCUCGUGCGAGUGGAGGGUGUGCCGGGAGCCGAGUAGAGGCUCCCUGGAGCCACCCCGGCACUCGUGGGACGGGUCGAUGGUGGGCAGGGCCUUCCCUUGCUCAUUUGCCUGCUUAGAGGAGCCCCCGGAUGAGGUGAGGAGGGCGAGGCAGAACAAUGCAGAAGAAGCGGUUGGGGAGACCCGUGUCGUGGUUGCAGAGAGCAGGAAUGGGGGGCACUCGGCUGAUGUGGGCAGCGAGGGGCGGCGUUUCAGCGGAAGGAGUUGCAAUGACACCGGCCUGGAGAUGACUGUCUCUGGUGUUAGAAGGCGGAGAUCCAACAGGUGGAGCAGGGUGUGGGAUCGCAGCAUAACGAGUCCACUCAAGGAAUUUGUGAGGAAAGGGGAGCAUGUUCUUGAGCGGUCCCUCUCGGAGUCGAGGAAGGAAAUCCGGAGGGGUAAAAAUGCGGAGGCAGCAGACAUCAAUGGCGAAAUUCAGUCUGGUCGCAAUGGACAUGGUUUGAGCAGAGCAAGCCAAUGCGCAAUCAGAAGCUCACAAGCUGCAUCCAAUGGGGAUGCACAGAACUUCCGUGCAGAUUGGCUUAAGAAUAAAGAAUGCAAGAUUGGCAGAAGCAGGAGUGUGCAUUAUACAUCUCCUGGGAAUUUGGACAAUGGAAUGCUGAGGUUUUAUUUGACACCAAUGAGAAGCACCAGAACCGUGAACAGGGGGAGGAGGAGAAAUUCACGCUUGUUUGCAAGAGGACUUUUCGGUUUCAUAUGAGUGGCUGAAGUAGAAUAUUAGCCCAUGCCAUGUGUUUUAGAAGAUGGCAGCAGCAGAAGCAACUUUUCUUUGCAAACUAGUUGGUUUCUAAGGAUUGGCAACAUCCCUAUAAAUGGCAUGGCUAGGCUUCGCUCAUGGGAGCUUUUAUCUCUUGUCAUCAUUUUCAAGGGAAUUCUCAGAGGUUGCAGAGAAUUCUCAUCCUUCAAAUGUGAUGUGCACUCGCACAUUCAGUCCCCUCGACCUUCUGUUCCGCAUGGUCCGUGGAGACUGUAAAUGCCAGAAGCAUCCUCUUAGCUGCAUAGUCAUACUAUGCAGUUUCCAACUAACAGUUCUGUUGUGUCUGUGUGCUUCCUGGUUUGCACAGUACUUGGAGAAUCAAACUGCGAUAUGGUCAUUUGGCGCACCCUAUUUCUCCCGGCACCUGAAUGCUACUCUGCUAUCAGGUAGAAAAAUGUCUGAAUAAAGUCAGAACACAACCAGAUGAUCCAAUCAUUCUCGGAGCAGUCUAAUUUAUUUUCAUUACAUUACAAGGGAAUGCCAGAUGCAAAAGUUCAGGUAAAGGCCAAGCGGAAGUUUCAGAGUGGACUCGCAAUCCUGACUCCGUUGAUCCAGACAGACUGAUAUACACGGGGAAACCAGUUUUACCUCUACAGAAAGAAGAUCUACCACUGGUCCUUAAUGCUGGAUCAAUUGGUAUAAGCAGGCCACAUGAGUGUGUGUAUCAACUCCCAGGUUCCUUGAUCAUGUUAAAAUUCCAUGUGGCGCAGGAAAGAAUUGAACUUAGUGCAUACUUGGUUCAGCAUUUCAUGAAAUGGAAUUCGACAACAUGGGUGAGAAUGAAACAAUAUCAUGGACAAAGGGAGAAGAAGCGAAGUUCAUUGCCAUUAUUGAAACGAAAUUGCCUUCUUCAAAGAAUAAUUUUUGGGAUGAGUUGUGCCGUGCCCUUCCUUGCAAGAGUAGAAGUACUAUCACGAGUGGCUUGUCCAAGAGCUCACCAGGCAUACUCCAGAUUCCAUCAACAGUGAUGAUGAGUCCAUUGAGCCUACCUUUCUAAAUUCCCUUCCUCGAGGAGAAGGGCGUCUCUAUUGGAAAUGGAGAAUAUUUAGAUUGAACCCUCAAUGCCCUUUCAGGGGAGAGCGGAGGUGGUGAGCUUUAAUGCUUUGUGUAUGUAAUUGCUAUAGUGAUGUACUCGUUUGGCUCUGUUAUUUCUUCCUCCAUCAACCUGAACUUUAAUGUUAGCUUAGCUGUUAUUCGUCCUCCUUGAGACCUUGAACCUUGAAUAUUGAUACAUUUUGGCAUUAUUAGCAUUUAAGUUUUUGUUCUGAA
This is a messenger RNA of Phragmites australis (common reed), 3199 nucleotides long. RefSeq lists its product as uncharacterized. The record is from RefSeq and is a predicted model, not a curated record. The transcript is spliced from 3 exons. The coding region runs from base 620 to 1873 and encodes 417 amino acids. NCBI's taxonomy places the organism in Eukaryota, Viridiplantae, Streptophyta, Magnoliopsida, Poales, Poaceae.